This is a messenger RNA of Didymodactylos carnosus, 405 nucleotides long. NCBI's taxonomy places the organism in Eukaryota, Metazoa, Rotifera, Eurotatoria, Philodinida, Philodinidae. The record is from the annotation of a GenBank genome assembly.
AUGAAAAGAAGAAAGAAAAAACCUAUUCGUUCAUUAUAUGAGCGAAUGACAAGUGAAUUGAAAAAUCUGAAGCAAGAAGAAGAAGAGACCGUCCGUCCACUUCGUCGUACAUCAUCCACAUCGUCUUCGUCAUCCUCUUCCGCCAUUACAGUUUUACCGACACCAUCUUCACCAAUGAAACAUAAUGCUGGACGACGUAAAGUGCAUGUAACUGAAUUACAAAAGGGCACAAUUCGUUUAACAUUUCACUUAUUGUUAAAAGAUAGAGUAUAUCCAACUUUAGAAAAUUUAUGGUCCACACCGUUAGCACAACAGCCGGAAUUGGAAAAUGAAAUGAUUGACAGUGAUGAUGAUAAUAGUAACGAUAAAAUGCAGUCUGACAGUAAUGAUGAUGCUGACGGUUGA